This is a messenger RNA of Macadamia integrifolia, 420 nucleotides long. RefSeq names its product rust resistance kinase Lr10-like. Gene Ontology annotation, molecular function: protein kinase activity; ATP binding. Gene Ontology annotation, biological process: protein phosphorylation. The coding region runs from base 1 to 420 and encodes 139 amino acids. The transcript has a single exon. NCBI's taxonomy places the organism in Eukaryota, Viridiplantae, Streptophyta, Magnoliopsida, Proteales, Proteaceae. The record is from RefSeq and is a predicted model, not a curated record.
AUGUAUGCUAUAGCUUUAGAGACAGCUAGGGGGAUAUUGUACUUACACCAGGACUGUAGAAUUAGGAUCCUGCAUUGUGACAUUAAACCUCACAAUGUGUUAUUGGAUGCCAAUUUCACGGUGAAAGUCGCCGAUUUUGGGAUUGCUAAGAUGAUUGAUAAGGAUCAUAGCCCUGUUUCGCUAAUGAGGGCUCGAGGCACGCCAGGGUUUCUGGCGCCAGAGAUGUGGCUGAAGAAUUAUUGUCCAGUGACUGAGAAAUCCGAUGUGUUUAGUUAUGGGAUGCUGCUUCUAGAGAUAGUUGGUGGUAGAAAGAACUAUGAUUCAGGGGCAAAUGAUGAAUCAAGCCAAGUUUAUUGUCCUUUAUGGGCAUUUAACAAGGUUAAGAAUGGUGUCUCCUUUACCCAUGAGAAGAGUGGAUAA